AAUUCAAAAUAUGCCACUGUCCAAUAAUACAGUAAAGGCACGAAUUGGAAAAAUGUCAUGCGAUAUCGAAGAGCAACUACUAGGUAAAAUAAAAAGUUCCCCUUACUUCGCUCUUCAAUGUGAUGAAACUACUGACAUUGCGCAAUGUUGCCAGUUAUUAGUUUUUGUGCGGUUUUUAGACGUUGAGGAUAAGACCAUAAAAGAAGAGUUAUUGCUGUCAAGUGUACUUGAGACAACGUCGAAAGGGAUCGAUGUAAUGCAGAUCAUUAGUAAUUAUUUUGAAAAUCAUGAUCUCAAGUGGGAGAAACUAGUUGGCUUUUGUACGGACGGAGCUCCAGCUAUGCUAGGAUGUCGUUCAGGUCUUGCAACAUUAGUGAAAGAAAAAAAUCCGUCAACUUUAACAACACACUGCGUCAUUCAUCGGCAAGCGUUAGCUACAAAAACAUUACCAGAAGAAUUAGCUAAUAUUUUGAAACUGGCAAUAAAGUUAGUGAAUUUUGUAAAAAGCAAAGCACUUAACACACGUAUUUUCAAAAAACUUUGUGUUGAAUUGGACUCCGAAUACGACACAUUACUUUUUCAUACAGAGGUUCGCUGGCUUUCAAAAGGGAAUAUGCUAAAACGGUUGUAUGAACUAAAAGAGGAAAUGAAAAUAUUUUUAAACGAGAAGGAUUCAGAGUUACUUGAAAAAUUUUGUGAUUUGAAAUUUGAAUUACAAUUUGCUUAUUUAGUAGAUAUUUUUGAGCACUUAAAUAACCUUAAUUUGCAACUUCAAGGUUCGGGACACAAAACCUUGGAAUUUAGAGCAAAUAUUUUUAUUUUUGAAGAUAAAAUUCGCGCAUUUGUAUGCAAAAUUAAUCUAUGGAUGAAUAAAAUCGAGAAUAAUAAUUAUUCAGCAUUUCAGACAUUCCAAACUCUUAUCAACGACGAUCAAUAUGCUGAUAUUUUAAUCGAAAUUCAACAUAACAUAAAAAAACAUCUGGAAAAAUUAAAAUCUGAAUUUAUUCGCUACUUUCCGGAAUGGAACGAAGUUAACAGUGUUCAAAAAAUAAUUCGAAACCCUUUUUGUGCAAAAGUUGAAGAAGCCCCAGAAUAUCUUCAAGAAGCUGUCAUCGAACUGCAAAAUGACUCUGACUGCAAAAAUAUGUUUGAUUCUGGUAUGAACCUUGAGGAAUUUUGGUGCAGAAGGGCAACAUUACAUAUUCAACUACGGGAAAUUGCCUUACGUUAUUUAGUAGUAUUUUCAACUACGUAUUUGUGUGAACAAGGAUUUUCCAGUCUACUUGUGAUCAAAAAUAAACAGAGAAAUCGCUUGGACGUAAGUGACGACAUGCGUUUAGCCAUUAGCAACAUUCAUCCGAGAAUUGAAAAACUGGUCAAAGAAAUGCAGCCACAAAAAUCACACUAA
Rhopalosiphum padi (bird cherry-oat aphid) is the source of this 1408-nucleotide messenger RNA. RefSeq names its product protein FAM200C-like. Bases 11 to 1408 code for a protein of 465 amino acids. The transcript has a single exon. NCBI's taxonomy places the organism in Eukaryota, Metazoa, Arthropoda, Insecta, Hemiptera, Aphididae. The record is from RefSeq and is a predicted model, not a curated record.